This is a messenger RNA of Ahaetulla prasina, 4016 nucleotides long. Its product is annotated as verrucotoxin subunit beta-like. The record is from RefSeq and is a predicted model, not a curated record. The coding region runs from base 1085 to 1972 and encodes 295 amino acids. The transcript is spliced from 3 exons. Lineage: Eukaryota; Metazoa; Chordata; Lepidosauria; Squamata; Colubridae.
AAUAGAAUAGAAUAGAAUAGAACAGAAUUUAUUGGCCAAGUGUGAUUGGAGACACAAGGAAUUUGUCUUGGUGCAUACACUCUGAGUGUACACAUAAGAAAAGAUACGACAGUGCCCGUGUGAUGCCAUGAUACUAGCAUGACGGGGGGGAGUGCGCACUCCUGGCGACGCUAGAGCCCACACGACUCUCAUGUCACCACUAGCGCUGACAUGACGCAAUGCUAGCGUGAUGGGGGGGUUGUGCUCCUGGCAAUGCAACAUGGCAUCUCUGGGGCAUGCAUGAUCCAUGCCAACAGAGAUCGGGGAGCUCUGGAGUAAAGUGAUCUGCUACUGCAUGAGGCCAUCUGAGCUACCAUUGGUUGCCUUGAGUGAGAAGGGAUACACUGUUGCUGCUUUCUAGCCCCAUCUAGUGGCCAGAGGGACAAUGUGCCUUAACAUACAAUCUUCACAUACGGUUGUUGUCCUCUAGCCCCAUCUAGUGGCCAGAGGGACAAAAUAUCAAGUAUAUUGUUUGAAGCUGACUCAACCCAUUUUACCCGUCAGGCUGCGCUCUCAAACCAAGUAUGUGCUGGGAAGCCAGGCUCCAUUUCCUUUAGCAUUUCAGGAAGGCAGGAGCACGAAGAAGAAUCCAUCUUAAACUGCAGCAUCAUGUGGUCAUCCAAGGACAAAUCCACGUCCCACACACAGAGCAUCCCUGGUCAGUAGAAGAGUCAGCGACACGCAGGAACCGAGCAAGGCCCUGGAAGAGGACACCAAAGAGAUAGCAGUCCUGGGCCGCCCCUUCCAGCUGGGGAUGCUUUACGGCUGUCAUCCCAGGAGUCACCCUUUGGGAUUACAGCUCUCUUCAGAAGGACCUGACCAUCAAGCCUCAGCCCAAGACAGAAUCUGAAAUCAUUGCAUCUGACAGCAUAGAUGAUAAGGCUUCUGCCCUGGACAUCUCAGCCUCCCUCAAGGCCAGUUUCCUGGGAGGAUUGGUUGAAGUGGGGGGGGGUCGGCCCAGUAUCUUUGCGACAAAAAGAAGUCCAAGCAACAGGCCAGAGUCACCCUUUAGUACAAAACCACCACCAAGUACGAACAGCUGACCAUGAGCCACCUGGGAAUCCAGAAUGUCUCUUACCCAGCUGUCUUUGAGCAGGGCACAGCCACCCACGUGGUCACUGCCAUCCUCUACGGAGCCUUUGUCUUUGACCGAAAAGUUUCUUCAAUGGAGACGGUGAAAAAUAUUCAAGGAAGUCUUCAGCUUACAGUCAAGAAGCUGAUAUCCAUCACGGGAGAAGCAGAGCUCAAACUGACUGAGAAGGAGAAAGAGAAUGCUCUGAGGUUUAGUUGCAAGUUCCACGGAGACUUUUCUUUGGAGAGAAAUCCAGUCACUUUCCAAGAUGCCAUCAAAGUUUAUGAAACUCUCCCAAAAAUGUUAGGGGAACAUGUGGAGAAGGCUGUUCCUAUGAAGGUCUGGCUCUACCCACUGACCAAGCUGGACACUAGAGCAGCUAAGAUGGUCCAUGAGAUCAGCCUAACAUUGAUCUUUGAUGCUCAAAACAUCUUGGAGGAACUCAACGAAAUCCAGAUGCAAAGCAACGAUCUAGCCAAGAAUCCCAUGGCUGAGACCUUCCCUGAGAUCAAGAGGAAGAUCCAACAGUUCAAGGAUCUGUGCAAGCAACACAGGCAGAUUUUCCAGAAACAGCUGGCCAGAGUGUUGCCUUCCAUCUGGGGAGGAGGGCAGGAGGAAGGGACCCUGGGGGACAUCUUGAUGUCCGUCAACCAGUCACCUUUCAGCAGCCAAAGACUCCAUGAAUUUCUAGACAGCAAGAAAAGAGAAAUUAACUUUAUCAAAUCUUAUCUGACUAUUCUAAAUAAUAUAAAAGUUAUCUCAUCUCAGAACCAACUGGAAGAAAUAGUUCUGAACCUCAGAAUGUAUAUGUGGUCUCCUUUAUAUUCACCUCUUUAUGUAAAAAGGAGCCAUUUCUUUUGAGCUUACAGGACCGGCUUCAGAAACAAUUCUUGCAAGAAUCGGUGAAGUCCACAAGGUCCACUCCUGGACAGAAGGAAGACACGGCCUGGUUUGAGGACAAGGGGUGGACCCGCAAUGCUCGCCAAGCUGCCAAAUCCAUCAAAGACUUUCUCAGUGUCAAUCAAUCCAAUGAGAAGGUCCGCUUUGUUGUGGCCUCACUGCCAGAUGUGGACAACCCAGGAGCCUCAAUAUAACUUUAUGAAGAUGAAAGGCUGGUCAACAAGAACUUUGAGUUGCCCUCAAAACCUCUCCCUUUCCUGAUUCCUGAACUGAGACACAACAGCAUUCAGCUGAAGUUUCAACCAGCUGAUUAUGGAAACGCUACAAUCUCCAACUAUGUGGUAGACUUUAAGACUGCAGGGGAGGAACAUUGGCAAACCAUGAGGACAGAGGACACCAGGGAGACGUUCCUGUUGAAAGAUCUGCCUCCAAACACGGAGUACCAGUUCCAGUACGCUGCUUGUUGCAAGCUUGUAUUUAGUAAAUCCAGUGACCUGAGCUCACCCAUAAAGAUCCUUCCCACCAGCCCUCCUGAGAAAUUAAGAAUGCAUCAUCUUCUGUCAUUUCUGUGGCCUGGAUGAGCCCCAGCAUCAUUGCCUCAGGAGUUGUGGUCAAGGAAUACAAGGUGGAGUACAGAACGAUGGAAGUUGAAUACGGAAAUGGCCAAUGGACUGAAAAAAGAACUGGGAGAAAAACAGAGUUUUUCAGCAUUGAAGACCUUAAGUCCCAGACGGCAUACAGAAUACGGGUGUUGGCCAUGUGUGAUAACGGAGCUCUGGGUGUCCUCAGUGAGGAGAUGAAGGUCUCCAAAACACUGGAGGAAGAAACUGCAGACAAUGUAACCCACCAAUUCCUUCAGGAAAGCUCCCUGGUGGAGUACAGACAGCCAUUAGUGUUUGCCCUUCCUCUGCAGAAAGUCCCAUCAGAUGCCUCCACCUCUUCUCUCGUGUAUCAGCUUGGAAAGCAGAAUCCAGAAGUGCCCAACAAAGUGAUCCUGGUCAUAGGAGAAACAGGAUGUGGGAAAACUGCUCUGAUCAAUGGGAUGAUCAAUUAUAUCCUGGGUGUCCAGUGGGAAGAUAAUUUCAGAUUCAAACUCAUUCAUGAAACCUCCUAGAAAUGUGAAGCUGGAAGCAGGAUGUCUGAAGUCAGAGCCUAUGUGGUGAACCAUCAGAAGGGCUUCCGAAUUCCCUAUUCUCUCACCAUCAUUGACACUCCAGGAUUUGGAGGCACAAGAGAGCAAGACAAACUGGUUGAGGAGCAACUCCUGGAGUUUUUCUCCACCCCAGGGGGCAUUGACCAUGUGGAUGCCAUCUGCUUGGUGGCCCAGGCCUUCCUUGCCCAUUCAACUCACAUCCAAAAACGUGUCUUUGAUUCCAUGCUCUCCAUGUUGGGAAAAGACCUGAAGGAAAACAUCCAACUCCUCAUCACCUUUGCUGAUGUGGGGACCCCACCUGUCCUGGAGGCCCUCAAGGAGGAUCACCUGCCAUGUGCUCAGGAUGAGUCGGGAAUCCCUCUGCACUUCAGAUUCAACCAUUCAGCCCUCUUUGCUCCCCAAGAAAAUGGAGGAAGCCCGAAUGCUGCUGCUGAAAUGUUCUGGAAAAUGGGCACCAAGAGCAUGAAGAAUUUCUUUGACUCAUUAAAGAUGGUGGAGACCAAAAGUUUAACCUUGACCAUGAAGGUCCUCAAGGAACGUCAGGAGCUGGAAGCUGCUCUUAGAAGACCUCCCCCACCUAAAGUUGAGCAAGUGCACCAUGCAUAAUAUGACAUGCAUUCAUAUUAGGGGACCCCUUGGAAACAGGAGAAAAGCUCUUACAAGAAAUAGAAAAAAUUGGAACUAUAACAGGCCUGAAAAUAAAUAAAAACAAAACAAAGAUAAUUACAAAGAACCUCAUGAAAAAACAGGAUAAGAAAUUAGAGGAGAAACCAGGAAUUAUCAAAAAGGUAAAGUACCUGGGCUUACAGCAAAAAUAUCUUCAAUAAAGGAAGACAAUUACUCUAAAUUAUU